AUGUGUACUCUGUUGAGUCCUCCCGCGGGCCGACUCCCCGAUCGUCUAAUUUCGAGGAGAAUUGCUCCAAUAUGGCUACAGGCGUGUCUUCGAGGUACGAGUGCUACCCUGCUCCGAACCAGGAAAUCGCUUCCGUCGCUGCCGCAGCAUCGCUGGCGAAGGGGGCGAAGAGCAAUCCUCUGGUGGCUGGAGCAGGCCGUAGUGACGACAUUACAACGGAGUAGUAACGAUGGUGACAGUGGAAAAUCGAAUCAUGACGCCACGAAGCUUCAUAUGUUCGUCUGGAGCUCUAGCAAUUCUCUAGUGUCGGAAGCCGACAGUGGUGGAGGCGGCGCCCGGCAGUCUCCACGUUCUCGGCGGAUCGACUGA
Molecule: messenger RNA, 369 nt
Organism: Linum trigynum
Lineage: Eukaryota; Viridiplantae; Streptophyta; Magnoliopsida; Malpighiales; Linaceae
Source: the annotation of a GenBank genome assembly